UUUUAUUUGCAUUUUCAUCGUUUUUAGGCAGAUGAACUAAAUGAGAGUAAUUCCACAUAUUUCAGUUAAAACGGCUUUUAAUAGUGUUAUACGCCUCAUACGAGAUCCGAUCUUCAUUUUGAAAGUUCGAGCGUGUUUUUACAUACCGAACUUGUCGUCCAAGCUGGCCGACUCAACGCGGAUACCAACUCCCAAAGAGAUCACAUAUACCGAAGAACUCACCUAGACUAUGAGCUUCGGCAUCUCGGAGGGGAUACGGUAUCUGAACGGAAACGACCAGAAUCCACACUCGCCUCCAUCUGUUUUGGGAAUUUCGCCGUCCGGACAACCGAACUCGCCAGGUUUUGAUUCGAAUUCUGAAAAGCCAGUCAAUCGAAAACGAACAAACACGGCUUCCAGUGGCAGCGGAGGUGAAAAGAGGACGGCAAACAAGAUUUGUCGCGUCUGUGGCGACAAAGCCUUUAGCUACAACUUCAAUGUUAUCACUUGCGAAUCAUGCAAGGCAUUUUUCCGACGGAAUGCAAAUAAGGAGAGAGAAAUUCGAUGUCCAUUCAACGAGCAGUGCGAAAUCAAUGUAGUUUCUCGUCGAUUCUGCCAAAGGUGUCGACUAGCAAAGUGUUUUGAUGUUGGAAUGAAAAAAGAGUGGAUCAUGUCUGAUGAAGCACGAUUAGAAAAGAAGCAACGAGUUGAAGAAAAUCGCGAACGUCGCCUGGCAGAUGCGAUGGCUCGCAAUGAUGUAAUUGACGAUGAGGAUACUAAUGAUAAUACUGAUAUUGCUGAACGCAUGAAACCGAAUACAACAAGUCAAAUGCAAGAUGCACAGCCUCAGUCUGAGUCCACCACCACUAUAAUCGAAGUUGGCCAGGAAGAGAAACCGCCGACGAUGAUGCGACCUGGUGAUGACAUAUACAGUGUGCACAUGGCACAAGAACAUACAGCAGUUCCGUUAGUGGUUCCUCAGCUUCUGGAUGCCGGAUCAACAGCAGUUGCCCAAUCGCUUGCUGAUGUCAGUUCAACGACGACUGCUGCUCCAACUAUGGAUGUUGAUCCGGCUACUACCAUGAGUAGCAGCGGUUUCAUACCGCCUGCCGUAGAGACUGGUUUGCUUGUCAUACCCCAAAGUAAUGCGGUCAAUACUGUGGAUCCGACAUUGAUGGCCCAAGCACAAUUAGCAGCGGCUGCUGCAGCGCAAGUUCAAGUCCAGGCUGCUAUCAAUCAGCAUCAGGUGAUAGCUGCUGCUGUUGCACAACAAGUUGCUGCUCACAUUGUGAACGCCGCGCCAGUAGCUGCGCCCGUACCUGCCCCUAUUCCUGCGCCCAUCGCUGCUCCGAUUGCUCCUGCACUUAAUCAAGCGCCUAUCUUGGCCUCUGCUCCAGCUACUUCGUUGCUUCUGACGCCAUCCCUCAAUCCGAUAACGAAUCCAAUCACCAAUCCCAUUCCAAACCCCAUCACUCCCAUGUCCGACAUGGUUACAAUUCCAAGAGAGGUGCUUGUGAAGCUCAUUGAAAACAAUCCUCCCCGAGUGAAUUGCACCUGCCAAUGUACAUGCGGUCGUUAUCCACCAGGUUGCGCUAUAGUAGAUGAAGUCACGAAAGAUCUCUUGGCUGCAGGAAAUAAUUCAGCUUCUACGAGUAAUACGACUGUGAGCAACAGUGUCGAGAACAAAGAAGAAGCGAAGCUUGAAAGUGCGGAAGAUUUCCAUAUGAAUGGGCUCCUUCCGUCGGAUGAGUCAAGCGUCCAGUGGUUGAAUGCUUGCGCACCGACUGUCGAUCCAAGGGCUGUAGUGGAUGAGCGGCCCAGUGGUCGAAGGGAUUCGUUUUACUUGAACUCAGGGACGGUUGACACAAGGAUAAACUCUGUUCCUGCUUCAACAAAUUUGAACGCAUUGACAGCCGCUGAUCACGUGUCUGUGAACGAUGUCUUGGCUGCAAAUCAUGUGUAUAAGUCUUAUGAUGGACUGGACCCCUCUCGACCCGAUGAGUUUAAUCCCUUAUUGGUGAAUUUUGCCGAAGGCAGCAUCCGUCGUUUUGUUCGCAUGCUUAGAAGACUGCCAUGCUUUAGCUUGUUCUGCACUCAGGACCAGUGCAUUUUGAUACGAAGGUCAUGUAUACCAUAUAUGGUCAUUCAUGGCGCGCUGUCCUAUGUUCCCAAUGAUCCUCGCAUUAUGGGCCAGCCCUUGGAUCAACGUUAUUCAGAGGUUUUGCCUCAUUGUAUAAGGUAUUAUUCGUCAUUCAAAGAAGAAUUACGCAGUAAUGAGAGUGUCAUGUUGAUACUCGGACUGUUGAUAGUGUUUGAUUCUGAAUCAGUCGGAAUACAAAAUAAGGAUGGCGUUUCGCGACAGUACUCCUUUUAUAGUUCGCUCUUACAGAGGUUUUUAUACUCGCUUGAUAAUAACGACAGUGUUCUCGCUUCCGCUGACUACAGACAUUUAUUGGAGCGAUUGAGCGCCGUCGGUGAUGUAGCAUGUCAGGCUCUGACGAUAACUCGCGAACUUGACACAACUGAUGUCGAACGUCUCCUGCAUGAAUAGGUUCGCGGAUGAUCUUUUAUUCUGUAUAGAACACAUAUUUCGUCUAACUUCCAUUUUUAACCUAAUCGAUCUACUUCGCUUCGUAAUCCUCAUUUGUCACGACCACUUUUUCCUUCAAUUUGUCGUAUACUUUAUCACAUGUCUCAAAUGCCUAUGCAAGAAGAUGCCUCACUUUUAUUGUACAUAACGUGUCUAUUACUGAAGUUAUACUAAAGUUAAGUUUGAUUUUUUGAAAAUGUUAUGACGAUAUUCGUUGGUGUUUACAUUCUCAAUAAUUACGGGGUUUGUAGCAUGUCGUAAGUUCUGCUUGAAUUUCUCUUAUACAUGCUCAUGAUGUGUCAAGGAAGCUCUCCGUUGAUCAGCCCAUUGCUCGUGGCGAUAAAUUUAGUCGAGAUAUAGAGCCCAGAAUUUAUAAUAUCUAGAAUGAGCGCGAGGCUGCUGCACCAUAGGCAUUAAUCUUAUUUAAUCUUAGAAUUUCUAUAGACGCUCUUGUCUUGUCGAUAUCGAGUCCAUCAGUCUCUGUUGUGAUAAGAAAGUAUAAAACUUGAUAUUGAUGAUGACGAGAAAAUUCGUGAUUCUCUCCUAGUGAAAAGAGUGCAUCUGGAAACUCAACGAGCACAGUUUUGCGCGGUGAUAUGUUAAAUCCUCUAUAUGUUUAUGUGUAU
Molecule: messenger RNA, 3195 nt
Organism: Cylicocyclus nassatus
Lineage: Eukaryota; Metazoa; Nematoda; Chromadorea; Rhabditida; Strongylidae
Source: the annotation of a GenBank genome assembly